Tilletiopsis washingtonensis is the source of this 1378-nucleotide messenger RNA. RefSeq lists its product as hypothetical. The transcript has 7 exons. Gene Ontology annotation, biological process: mitotic sister chromatid segregation; kinetochore assembly. NCBI's taxonomy places the organism in Eukaryota, Fungi, Basidiomycota, Exobasidiomycetes, Entylomatales. The coding region runs from base 30 to 1067 and encodes 345 amino acids. The record is from RefSeq and is a predicted model, not a curated record. Gene Ontology annotation, cellular component: nucleus.
CCCUCCGCCACCCUUUGCUCUCUUUCAUCAUGGCCACACUCAACGCCGCACGCGCCUCCGCCUCGACGUCUGCACGACAAGAAGUGCAGGCGCAAGCCUCCACCUCUGCCGCUGCCGCUGCCGCUGCACCACCGCUCGCAGGCCUCCUGCCACCCUCCUUUGCAAACGCCUCGCAGGCCUCGGCCGAUCUCCUCGCGCGCCUCAGGCCGCUGGCGCUCAAAGAGGCGGAGCGACGGGAACGCGAAGCCAAGGGCGUGGGCAAGGCGCCGGCGGGAGAUGAGCAGGAGGAAGAGACAGAAGAGAUGAUGCAGCUGCUGCAAGAGGCGCGUGUGCGCAACGAUGCCGAGUGGAGACGCAUACGCACGAUUCUGCUGCAGCUGGGCGACGAGGAGCCCGUGGAAGCGCCGCCGCCAGAGGAGGCAGAGCAAGAGACGCAGGAGCGCCAGUUGAGGCAGAAGGAAUUGCAACUGCGGAAGCUGGACCAUGAACUGGCGCUGCUCGAGACCGAUUUAGCCGCGCUGCCACCUCCGCAAAGCAAGCUGGCCCAGCUGCUCGACGCGCGAGCGUGCCUGCUGCAGAGUGUGCAGCAGUACGACGAGGCGCUGGAGGCGCUGCGGCGGGAAGUGGAGCGCGAGGCGUGCGGGCUGGAUGCCGAUCGCAAGCUCCUCUCCGACUUGUCCGACGUGCAGCUAGGCCUGCAGCGCCGCCGGGAGAUGGAGGAGCAGCGAGAGCGGGAGAUGGGCGCUGAUGAGGUAGCUGCUGCCCUCAAGCAGAAGCUGCAGCUCGUAGAAAGCGACCUAGGCGUCCUCCUCAACGCCCUCAUCGCCACGUCGAACCGUCUCUUCUCCGACGCCUCGGCGCGCUCGCGCGCCCAACUGCGUGCCCUACUCGACUCGUUGAUGAACAGCGCGUGGGACACGCCCGCCGAGCCGUACGUCGACAGCCGCAAGUAUCCCGCCGCCCUUGCCGCGUUUCUCGUGCGCGCAAACGUGGCGCUCGAGCAUCCCGCCGACGCGCGCAGGCUGCGCCUGGUGGGCUUCCAGAGGGGAGUGGGGGCGACACAGUGAAGUAGUGGGCGAGACGGCGGGACUUGGAGCACUUUUGGUCCUCCCCCCCCCCCCCGUUCAUCUCUCUCUCUCUCUCAGCGCCCGGCUCUGUAGCGCUUGUCACAGCAGUGUGUUGUAUUUCUAUGCUUGCCCUCGCACCCCCCUCGCCUCUCACCCCGCGCGCGCGCUCAACUUGCGACGCUGAUGCGCACGACGGGCCAGCUGCGAUUGGCGAAGCCUCGGACAUUGUACGGCGAUUCCUGCUCCUGCCGCGCCUCGCUCGUCGCUGUUUUGUAUCGGAAGGCGCCCCCCACGGAACGAACAGAUCGGGU